Magallana angulata is the source of this 3184-nucleotide messenger RNA. RefSeq lists its product as uncharacterized. The coding region runs from base 1706 to 2959 and encodes 417 amino acids. Lineage: Eukaryota; Metazoa; Mollusca; Bivalvia; Ostreida; Ostreidae. The transcript has 6 exons. The record is from RefSeq and is a predicted model, not a curated record.
CAAACUUCCGCCAGAGUUCGUUUGUACCAAACCAAACUCUUCCAUGCAGGCAUUGUGGGAUAUGUUAUUCUCCCCAAAUCUCGCGAACUACUUUUGUACGAGAAGAACGUGAUGAAACAACAAAAUAGACUGACUCAUGAUACGUGAUGGCCAACACCAACAGCCCUCUCGAGAUGGCCAACACCAACACCCCUCUCAAGACAAUUUUCAGAUGUGAAGGAAGUCAGUCUCUCAGAACGGAACCGCACUGCUUCAUAUGUCUACGUUCCCCAUCAGGGAAAUUAAGGAAUAUAGUAACUAAUGUAGCUCUCCCAGAUAAUAACCCAAUUUUGAAAGACAUAAGAAAAUGUUUAAACAUGGAUUCCAAUGCACAGUUCUCAAUUCAUGAGUGUAAGAUAUGCUUGACAUGUAAGAGACAUUUAGAAAAUUGUGUAGAAUUUCAGAAUAAAUUGAAUGAAGCUAUUGAUAGAAAAUCAACCUCAACAUGUUCAACAAAACGAAUGGCGUUUUCUCAGACUCCUAGUUCUUCGAAAAAAGAGAAUGUCAGUGAUGUCAGCAAUAAAGAGAAUAUACCUGCCAGGAAAGUCAACUGUAAGAAGAAAAAGAAACUUUUUUUAGAACUGGAUACUGAUGUACAAAGUGAUGUAAAGAAAUCUGACAUGUGUCAAUCAGAUCAUAACUAUGGAAGUUUUGCAUCACCAGUUGAUAUGGCACAUAUAAACUCAGUAAGAGCGAAACAAGAACUCUUUUCCAAGAAAAACCACCAGGAUCAGUGUUAUUCCGCAGAUGAUAUUUUCAGGAAUAAAAUAUUACUGUCUGAAGUUCAAAAACUGAUUUUGCUAGAGACUGAAGUCGUUGCGGACAAGUUAUGCUCUCUCAGCAUUCAACCUGGUCCAUCAGUCCUGAGAACAUUACAACAUCCAUCUUCCUUAAAAUCAGAGGAUAUUUUGCAUAAAUGUCUGCUUGAAUUUCAAAACUGUUUUCCAUUUGUUUUUAGAGUUUUUCAGACAUUAGCAUCUCCAUUACAUGCUGAUCAACAGAGAACUAAUGCUUGUAAUUCCACAAUUGCUAUGAUGUAUGCUAUGGCCAUGAAUAGGAGAAAUAAAGAUUUGUGUGCCAUGCAGAAGAUAAACACUUGCAUUGCCCUUAGAUUUCACGCAGGCAAUGACCUCUUAGAUAUAUUCAACAAGACUAGUAUAACUCUUUCUGCAGACAGUAAAUAUACAUUUUUGGACAAAAUGGGAGAUUUAAACACUGAAGGCAUUGUGCGAAGUGUUCAGAUGGGAAUAGGAGGGAAAGUCACAGUUGAUAAUAUUGAUGGAAUGACCAUAGCAAGAGAUGUUAGACUUACUGGAGGUAAUAAACAUUAUCAUUACACUGCAUCUACCUAUUACCCUGAUCGUGCAGAUUUGACAGAUCUUGAAGAAAGCACCACACUAACACCUCCAGAGGAAAUUAAUUUUGAUGUGUUCUAUCUCAGUGCAGAAGAGGAGAGCAGGUUAAAAGAAAUGUAUGGUUAUAUGGUGGGUCGAACCUUAGUUAAAUAUUUCCCAGCUAUGAAAUGGAUGGAACCAUGUAUCCCUUCACACAUUCCUCAUCAGUAUAGUCAGCAGAUGGAAAGCAAGUCACAGAUAUUUCCCCUUAAGGAGAUGAAUUUGAAACAGUUAAAAUAACACUUGGAGGAGACCAGCUUGUUAGAGUAAGGAUGAGUGGGGCUAAAGAUCUCCUUGCUGGGGCUCACACUGCAGCUGAAAGAAUGGAAAUAUUUGAUCCUGUUGUAGAAGAACUCUUCCAUGUCGAACAGGAUUAUCUUGAGAAAUUGUUCAAACGAUUCUUUUCACCAAAGACUUCACGACAGGAAGGAAGUUUGGCUUUCUUUAAAUGUCAGCUGAGGAGAACCAACGUAAAUGGUCAAGUAAAAGGAGGGUUCCAGGCACACAGCGACUUUCUACACACAGUUGGUGAAGCCUUACUUAUUCAGCUAUGUAUGAAGAAAUUUUCAAUGGACAGCUUAGAGAGUGAGCCUGUCAUUCCAAAUUUAGACCUGCCAGAAAACAUCCGAAACACUCACGUUAAAACAAGAAAACCUCUCUUUUGGAAGGUUGUUCAAGAAGUUGUGAAUGAAAUAUUCAUGGAAUUUCAUAACCCAGGAUGUUUGCCUCCUGUGCACUUGGAUUUUGAGGAUACUUCUGUGAUUAUUCCCAGAGAACAACUCUGCAAAAAUGGCUAUGUAGACCUGAAAAUGUCAACUGGUGAAGUUUACAGAGUAUUUAAUUCACAUGAAACCACAGAUGACUUGCAGAACUACUCCAUACAAUUACUUAUGUGGUAUAUCCAUUUUUGUGAAUUUCAAGAUGGGAUACGAGAAGGGGACCCUUUCAGAACCAACAUUAACUUAAAAAGAAUGAUUCCCUUCUUUUACAGUCAUUCCGUUCGGUCCAAGUAUGCAGUUGAGUGUAUAGAUUAUAUCCUCAAAACAGAAGUCAUGCUGCCAAAACUCACAGCUAUGAGAGUUAGACUUGGUAGUUUCGUUAACCCACAUGGAAAGAAGGGGGGAAAUAAGCCAGCUGACAUGCAACAAGAAAAUAACAUUCUUGUUCUUAAAGAUGUCAUAAAAGGUUUAGGUGCAAACAAAACAACCAAAGCUAUGGAACGUGCAUCUGCAGCAGCCCCUGUUGUAGCAGAAACUGUAGAAAAUUAUAUGAGCAAUAUUCGGUGCAUAUCAAGGAGUGGAAAACACAGUACAAAAGACAAUUUGGAAGAUGUGACAUUUCUUGUUCAAAUAUUAGGUGGAAUAGACCCAUUUAGUGUCAUUGACAACCGUAAGAUGAAUUUUUACAAUAGUUUCAGGAAAAAUCCAUUCUCAUCUAUAUCUUCAGAAUUUCAUUCCCAUCUAUUCAAAAUAGUUGAGCGCUUGAAAAGAUGUCAGAACAUUGACCUUGAAUACUACAACCAGUAAGGAUCAUUUAGGCCCAUUGGCCUCUUGUGUAACUACUUAUUAUGUUAACUUUAAUCUGAAACUCUAUAGCAAAUAAUUGAAUUUAUAUUACCAUAUAACUUAAAAAUCCUGUUAAAUCUUGAAUAUGUUAUAUUUGCAUCUUUGAGACAUGAAAGAUAAGGAUGAAUUAAGGUUAUCAAGGCAAUCAGUACUGUAAUUUGUACAUUAAUAAAGAUUUAGUGGUAA